Molecule: messenger RNA, 849 nt
Organism: Protomyces lactucae-debilis
Lineage: Eukaryota; Fungi; Ascomycota; Taphrinomycetes; Taphrinales; Protomycetaceae
Product: chromatin remodelling complex Rsc7/Swp82 subunit-domain-containing protein
Exons: 1
Cellular component (GO): nucleus
Molecular function (GO): chromatin DNA binding
Source: RefSeq, a predicted model, not a curated record
AAGAAAAACAAACGCGGACGUCCACCGACUGUGAAGAAAUCAGACCGCAUCAGUCCCAAUGUUGUACCGCCAGAUGCAUUGCAGUAUCCGCUGGAUGUACAAAAUGACGAAACAGUCCUCUCCCAUCAUGAUGUCGAUGGAGAACAAAAGGUGGAUGAGAAUGGACAUCUCUUUGAUGGUCGCGAGUACCGUGUACGUACCUUUACCAUUCAAGGUCGUGGACAACGACUGUACAUGCUCUCGACUGAGCCUGCGCGUUGCAAUGGUUACCGCGACUCUUACCUCUUCUUCAUUCGCCACAAGACACUCCACAAGAUUCAACUCGAUGAGCAAGAAAAGGAAGACCUCUACCAACGUGCUCUCAUCCCAGCUUCUUAUCGUUCCCGACAAAUCGGUGUCUGCACAGCACGUUCAGUCUUUCGUGAAUUUGGCGCACGCAUCGUCAUUGGUGGUCGCCGUAUCAUUGACGACUACUGGGUUGCUGAGUACAGGAAGCAUGGCUACAAAGAAGGUGAACUCGCCGACCCGGAAGACCGUUUGCCACCACCAGGAAUCGAGUACAACCGUAACCAAUACGUCGCGUGGCACGGCGCUUCCUCAGUCUAUCAUCAAGCGCCUGUUCCCUCUCGCUACGGAACUCGUGAGAAUGGUAUGGUGACGCGUAAACAACGCACAGCUGCCAUCAAUGAGAGUAAUUGGAUUCUUGAACAUGCACAAGCUGCAUCACGCUAUAAUGCAGACUUGGUGGGCGUUCGAGCGACUACUUGGCGGGGUGUGUAUGAGCCCCAUGCGAAUGCCAUGUUUUAUCCUGCAUCCACACAGCCGGCAGGAUUUCAUUGGGAAGAAGCA